AUGCAUCUCAAUUCCACCGACGGCAUCCGUGGUAAUUGGGAGGUCUGGGUGACCAACCGCAGCUCCACGAUAGACUGGCGCAGCACCUACAGGGGCUCCGAAGAAGACUCCUCCACAGAAAGCAGUUCCAUCAACAGCCUCAGCGAUCACGGCCAAGCCUACACCCAAGAAAGCGCCUACCAAGAAGAAGAAGAAGAAGAAGAAGAAGAAGAAGAAGAAGAAGAAGAAGAAGGAUAGCCUCGAUCUCAAUAAUGGUAAACUCGAGAAGAUAUGGCUGAGAGGGAGGGGAACGAAUCUUCAGGGCCCAUCGCCUAUGCCAGAGGCUAAGCCUGACGAUGAGGAUCCAGACAGCGAUCACAAUGUUAUUUAUGGAGAUGGCAAGCCAUAUUUCAACUCAAAGUGCCUCGCAUCAGAAAAGGACGGCAUCUCAGACAUGAACAGUGUUCUCACUUGA
Lecanosticta acicola is the source of this 454-nucleotide messenger RNA. The record is from the annotation of a GenBank genome assembly. Lineage: Eukaryota; Fungi; Ascomycota; Dothideomycetes; Mycosphaerellales; Mycosphaerellaceae.